UGGAGAAUUCCAAAGAGUAGGAGCCCCCACAGAGAAGGAUCUUCCCCUGGGGGCCGCCAGCCGACAUUGUCUAGCGGACAGCACCCUGAGAAGGCCCUCUGUGCGAGCGUACGGGUCGGUGGGAGGCAUGCGGUAACAGAAGGCGGUCCCAUGGCCCCUGCAAAGAAAGGUGGUGAAAAGAAGAAAGGCCGAUCAGCCAUCAAUGAGGUGGUUACUCGAGAAUAUACAAUAAAUAUUCACAAAAGGAUCCAUGGCGUGGGCUUCAAGAAAAGGGCUCCUCGUGCUCUUAAGGAGAUUCGAAAAUUUGCCAUGAAGGAAAUGGGUACUCCUGAUGUACGCAUUGAUACCCGUUUGAACAAGGCUGUCUGGACGAAAGGAAUAAGAAAUGUUCCUUAUCGUAUCCGAGUACGCUUAUCCCGAAAGCGCAAUGAAGAUGAAGAUUCACCCAAUAAAUUGUAUACACUGGUUACUUAUGUGCCAGUCACCACCUUUAAAGGUCUACAGACUGUUAAUGUAGAUGAAAACUAAGCUUUUAUUACAAUAAAAAUACUAAAUUGGUCUUAAA
Ahaetulla prasina is the source of this 565-nucleotide messenger RNA. RefSeq names its product ribosomal protein L31 (gene RPL31). The transcript is spliced from 5 exons. Gene Ontology annotation, cellular component: ribosome; cytosolic large ribosomal subunit. Gene Ontology annotation, molecular function: structural constituent of ribosome. Gene Ontology annotation, biological process: cytoplasmic translation. Bases 151 to 528 code for a protein of 125 amino acids. The record is from RefSeq and is a predicted model, not a curated record. Lineage: Eukaryota; Metazoa; Chordata; Lepidosauria; Squamata; Colubridae.